AUGGACUCCAAACUCAGAAAGCUCAUCGAGGCGACAUACCCAGAGAGUGUAACAUCAGACGAGGCCGUCGUGAAUGAAUGCGUGUCGAUAUGCAGCACCUACAACCUCGAUCCCAGCGAUCUCCAGUAUAAACUGGAGGCAAUGAACUACAAGGCCACCAAUACACGCACCGAAAUCCUUCCUAUUACUCUGGAAACACUCCGAACAUUCAGGACACAACUUCAACGGGGUUUAGCAAACGAGAGUAUGAAGAGAGCACAACUCAAGGCGCGACCCGGGGCGACUGCGAGUGUGGAUAGGUCAAGGUUGCCAUCGCAGUUGAUGAACCAGGCGAGGGCUAUGGAUAUCGACCGACCAGGCCCUUCAAGCGCGUCAUCGAGCUCCUCGCCCAUGCAGGUGAAGAAGGAAGCAGCGGGAAUAACGCUCUCGCUUGGUCCUACCCAUGUCCUGUUUGAGGGUGCGAAGAUGGACUCGGAGUCCAGGAAGGCGCGAGCGUAUCGUUACAUGUAUGAGAAGAUAUCUGAGCGCAGCGAAGUCUUAGACCAGAUAAUCGACGACUUUGCAGAGCUCAUCCGCGACCACUAUGACAUCUCAGAAUUAGCGGAUCCGUCCUCAACUACAGAAGAAGAGGUGACUGUCGUUGGACGCAUUGCACAGGACCCGGAUGUCAUGGCGCGAUCUAAGCUGACAGAGUCCUCCAUGGUGAUCGAAUCUUCAAGGAUGCUAUCGUCUGGCGCUCGAGUUCCCCUCCGUCUUGACCCCGCUAUCCAAGUCAAAGGAGCUGUCCAAGGGUCUCGCGGCUAUGGCCUCUUUCCCGGUCAAAUUGUCGCGCUCCAGGGAAAGAACGGAGGAGGUGGAUACUUCUACGCGACUACCAUUCUAGCUAUCCCACCUCUAAAACCCUCUCCGACGAGUGAUGGACUCAUAGACCCCAAAGCCGACCCCGAGCUAGGGACCAAAACUUCGACAGUUUGCAUUGCAUGUGGACCGUACACCUCUGACACCGACCUGCUAUACAAACCAUGGCGGGUAUUCCUUGACGACAUCACACCCAAGAAGCCGAACGUUCUGAUUCUGCUUGGCCCCUUCAUUGAUGCAGCUCAUCCAAGGAUCAAGAACGGGGAAUCAGAAACAUCACCACAAAGUAUCUUCCAAGCUCGGUUCAUAAACUCAAUCAGGAAGUUCCUCAACGCCUCUCCUUCGAGUAUCGUCAUCUUCAUACCUAGCAUUCGGGAUAUGAUUAGCGAUCAUUGCUCGUUCCCUCAGCCCGAAUUCGAGCGUACGUUUGACGGUAUUGCCGGGGAUUCACGAAUCAUUUUCCAACCUAACCCAUGCCGGUUCAAGAUCAACGAUAUCUCGUUUGGAGCGACCAGCGUCGAUGUCCUGUUCCAUCUGCGAAAGGAGGAGUACCUUAAAGUGGGAUCACAGCUCCAGCCUAUACCCGCACGAGAGGGUGAUCUCGCUUCCGAUCCCAUGUCGAAUUUGUGCAGACAUUUGCUUGAUCAACGGAGCUUCUACCCUAUUUUCCCAGUACCAGAGGAACUGUCCCAUGAGAUCAAUCUCGACGUCUCCCACCUGGACGGUGCUCGUAUAAUUGACGACGGAGAGAUCGACUAUGCUCCUGAUGUUUUGAUUGUCCCGAGUAGGCUGAGGAAGUUUGACAAGGUUGUGAGCACAACACUCGCUAUCAACCCGUCUUCAGUUUCCAAAGGAUCGUAUGUAUUGCUGAACAUCGGCAGCAAGAGCGGGCCUACGAACUUGCGGGAACGACUAAAAGCUGAACUUCAAUCGAUCGAGAUCCCUGCUGCUGCACCAGUCAAAACGGAGCCGAGUGCUUGA
Messenger RNA from Coprinopsis cinerea okayama7#130, 1839 nucleotides. RefSeq names its product alpha DNA polymerase. The record is from RefSeq and is a predicted model, not a curated record. The coding region runs from base 1 to 1839 and encodes 612 amino acids. The transcript is spliced from 10 exons. Gene Ontology annotation, molecular function: DNA binding. NCBI's taxonomy places the organism in Eukaryota, Fungi, Basidiomycota, Agaricomycetes, Agaricales, Psathyrellaceae. Gene Ontology annotation, cellular component: alpha DNA polymerase:primase complex. Gene Ontology annotation, biological process: DNA replication; DNA replication initiation.